AUGUAGAGGUCAGCGUCUGAAAAUAAAGAGGCUAAAUGUUAUAUUGAAAAUAUAGUGAAUUCAACUGAGGCAAAUAAUCCCAAAGAUUUACAUUUUGCUGAUCAUUAUACAAAACAUUCUUUAUAAGGGAAGAACACAGUUUAAGCCUAAUGGGCCUUUUUCACAGCAGACAUUAUGCCUAGGAAACUAAUAACAUUAACGAUGGCUCAGUUCUAUUCAAAUGUCCCAUUGAGUUGUGUCCUUGUCAGUUAUUCCACAGAAUAUUAUUGUAUGAUUAUUACUGCAUCUGCAAGAAAUGUCCCAUGUGGAACAAUGGUUAAUAUUAUCUGGUAUGAUGCUCUAGACCUGUUACACGUGAUUCGCUCUUUGUUUCAGACUCCACCUCUUUCACGUGAACGCGCCUUAAACCGAAUUAGAAAAUCCUGGGUUAACAAAGCUCGCUGAUAUCCAGCUUCAUACACCGGUUAUCUUUCCCCCGAUUCCGUCGGUGAGACAGUCAUUUAUAAUAUGACGCGUGCCGUAACUAUCUGUCGCAUCUAUUAAUCUCGGGGUUAUUCCGUCUCACGACCGUGGGUUACGAUUUGAUUACUAAAUCUUGCAUUGAAACAUCUCGGAUAACUGCGCGCGCCCGCUCCGCUAUAAAGGGGAGGUCAAUCGCACACCGAAACCCGGAUCACAAUCCAUGAACACAGACAGAGAUUUCCUGAUGAUGAAAAAACACGAGAGGGCACAUUUUUUCAGCUCUAAAGAGCAGGAACUCAUUUUGAAGUUGUAUGAAGAAGAGAGAGAGAUCUUGACAGCCAAGUCCAACACUACCAGCGCCUCUAAACUGAGAGAGGAAGCCUGGCAGAGAAUUGCUGAUAAAAUAAAUGCGGUAUCGGACAGCGGCUACAAAAGGACGUGGCAGCAAGUGAAAGUCAAGCAUAAAAAUAUAGUGCAAACAGCAAAAAGAAGAAGGGUCGAGGUGAUGAGGAAUGAGGGGGGGUCAGCAACCCCUUCGCUGACCUCUGCAGAGGAGGAUGUGCUGCAGCACAAAGACAACAGGCUGAGAGUGGAGGUCCUCCCCGGGGGUGCCUGUAUUGAGCCCCUGACUGGAUCUGACAGCUCUUUUAUUAGUGUCUCAGGCCAUCCCGUCCUCCUCCUGCCUGUAACAAAGACUGAACCGGAGAGCUUGAGCAGUGACGAGACCGACGUCAGUGACACUCAUUUUGAAGGGGAUGUGCACAGCUUCCAAGAGAGGGCCAACUCAACAUGUGCUACAACCGGUGGCAGAAGUGCAGAGAGGCAGACAGAAGACAUACGAGCCCUUUACUGCUGCUACCUCAAAAAGGAGAUAGAGAACCGUGAGCAGCAGAUGGCAUUCAGAGCACUUAAAAUGAGGAAGUUGGAGAAAGAAAUAUUAUUACUUGAUAAGCAGCUGAUGUGACAAUGUAAAAAAAAAAGCCAACGUUUUUAUGUUACUAUUAUAAUAUGUUAAAACAAUUUCUCAUUGUUGCAGUAUUGCACUGUGCAACUCUACACAUGCAACUGUACACACACUAUAGUGCAAUCCUCAAGUCCCAGAGUUUCCCCUUGGGGAUCAAUAAAGUAUUUCUGAUUCUGAUUCUGAAGACUGAGACAGUAUUGGAGUCUUCCCUUUAGUUGCCCAAAGGUCAUUUGAGUUCCGUCAUUGUCUCGCCAAGAGUUAUCCCAAAGCUGGCUUGAGGCCCAGUGAGGGAUCAGAGUAGGAGGGUCGUGAAGAGGGGCUUGUACUGUAUGUGGAGCCCCCGUGGAGCUGCUGCGUAACCCGUGUGGCCAAGGAGGAUUACAUUAUCACACGAGUUAAUGCCUUUAAUUUGAGGGCACUUAUAUCCACAUCAGAUGAGUGUUGGAACUGUUGCUUUUUUAUACAUAUUCCCACAUUUUUAGGAGACAAUAACUGGACAAGUUAACAAAGAAUGUCAAUAUAUUUCACAUUUGGUUGCAAAUACUUUGCAGUCAUUGACAGGCUUAGGUCUGUGACUGAUGGACAUCAGCAGACACUUAAUACCUGCAGAUGCAUGCACUGCUGCCAUCUUCAUUUCUUGCUUAUUUUAGAGGCUUUUUUCAUGAAGUCUGGUCUUCAGCAAGUGAAACACAUGCUCAGCUGGAUUGAGGUCAGGUAACUUACUUUGCCAGUCAAGACCACUUUUUGAUUGCCUUGUCUGUAUGAUAUGGACACAAUGUGGCCAACCCCACAUCACUUUGCUGAAACAUUUGUAAUAAGAUGUGGAAUCACAGGUAAUGUGAAGCAAAAACACUGAAACUGAUUUCUGCCACCAGCAGCACAGGCUACGUUAUUCUUUGCAUUAAAGAAGGAAUUAUUGCUCUAAGGCUACUUGUACAUUUAUGUCUUCCUAUAAUUAUGUCUCUAUUUAAAUGGCAAGAGAAAAUGUAAUUGGUUUAUAUUAAUUUUUAAUUGUAUUCAUUUUAAUUAUCAAGUUUUUUAUGUUUUCAACUGCCACAUACUCUCUUUCUGUUCCAUUUGUCUGCAAAGGAAGUUGUAAAAAACACUGUUUUAAAUCAUUUUACCGUCAUCAUCUCUUUUGGAUUAAUCAAAACCAGACUUUUGUCAUGUUUGAAAGCAAUUUGGUAUUGCUUCUAUUUGUGCAUUUUUGUCAUUAUUGUUUCUAUUUUUGUAUGGCCCAGACACAGUACUGAAUAGUUUGUGAAAUGUAAAACAAGAUAAUGUAUCUCAAGGCUCAUGGAAACAAUAAAACAUUUUUCAGUUGUUGAAUAUCU
Molecule: messenger RNA, 2760 nt
Organism: Siniperca chuatsi (mandarin fish)
Lineage: Eukaryota; Metazoa; Chordata; Actinopteri; Centrarchiformes; Sinipercidae
Exons: 7
Coding region: 683-1426 (247 amino acids)
Cellular component (GO): nucleus
Source: RefSeq, a predicted model, not a curated record